Messenger RNA from Lycium barbarum (goji berry), 1032 nucleotides. RefSeq names its product expansin-like B1. Gene Ontology annotation, cellular component: extracellular region. The transcript is spliced from 4 exons. Lineage: Eukaryota; Viridiplantae; Streptophyta; Magnoliopsida; Solanales; Solanaceae. Bases 46 to 795 code for a protein of 249 amino acids. The record is from RefSeq and is a predicted model, not a curated record.
AUUCACAACUCUUCUCAUUUUUCUAAAGGCAAAAAAAAAAAAAAAAUGGUCUUUCUCAAAAACAAUUACACUUUUCUCUGCAUGUUUUUGCUCUUGCCUACGCUAUGCUACAGCAAUAAUUAUGUUUCAAGGGCUGCCUAUUACAGUACCCAAGAUGGCAUGGGGACACCAAGGGGAGCGUGUGGCUAUGGAGACUAUGGCAAAGAUGCCAAUAAUGGGGAAGUUUGCGCAGCCUCCGAGCGGCUUUACAAAUAUGGAGCUGGCUGUGGAGCUUGUUACCAGGUAAAGUGCAGGGACAAGAAUUUGUGCAGUGAGGAGGGAACAAAGAUAAUGGUGACUGACCAUGGAGGAGGGCAUAGAACAGACUUCAUUCUCAGCAAAGCAGCCUAUGCUAAUCUUGCUAAGCAACCUAAUAUGGCUAAACAAUUGUUUGCUAAAGGAGUGGUUGAAAUAGAAUAUGGUAGAGUUUCUUGCAAAAUUGGAGGAAAUCUCAUGCUUAAAAUCAAUAAACAUAGCAAGUACCGUCACUAUCUCGCUAUAGUAGUUAUGAACCAAGGUGGUGCCACUGACAUUCUUGAUGUUGAAGUUUACGAGGAGGAAACAAAACAAUGGUUAUCAAUGAGGAGGGCUUAUGGAGCUGUGUUCGACCUGACAAGCCCACCAAGUGGUGAUCUUAACGUGAGAUUCCUCACAAGUGAUGGUAAUGAAAUCAAAUGGGUGCAGUCUAACAAGGCUGUAAUCCCUGCUGAAUGGAAAGCUGGGAUUACUAUUGAGACAGACAUUCAGCUCUCUUAGACCAAAAAAUAUAUAGAAGUAUGAUAUAACAUAUAUUUGUAUCUAAUGACUUAUUAGUGCUACUUGGUGAUGUCUCGGCAAUCAGUUUACCGAAUAAAUUUUAGAUUAGUCGCAUAUUAGGAAUAUAAUCACCCACAGUGUGCACAAGAUGCUUAAAUUGUUGCUACUUCGUUCUCUAAUAUAUAACAUAAUGUUGUUUGGUUUAACGAUCUUAUUGAGUUAUCAUGGCUUAUGUUU